Molecule: messenger RNA, 4733 nt
Organism: Pungitius pungitius (ninespine stickleback)
Lineage: Eukaryota; Metazoa; Chordata; Actinopteri; Perciformes; Gasterosteidae
Product: cGMP-dependent protein kinase 1
Exons: 18
Coding region: 200-2341 (713 amino acids)
Biological process (GO): protein phosphorylation
Molecular function (GO): cGMP-dependent protein kinase activity; ATP binding
Source: RefSeq, a predicted model, not a curated record
AGAGAGAGAGAGAGAGAGAGAGAGAGGGCAAACUUUACGUGGUAGUGGUGUUGAGACGCUUUAGGGGCUCACCUUGUUCAACCACCGAACGAACAUACCUUCGGUUACCAUUCUUAAACCCCCCCCCCUCCCCAAACCACCCACCAGCCGGAGAGACACGGGCUGCAUCCUCUUAAGCUGUUCAUGCCGGAUAAAGUUCAUGACCAACGUGGUAGAGGAGAGGGGACGAAGGCUAGACGGCACAUACCUUUCGAUAAACUUAUCGGGAAGUCGCUCGUCGCCGUCUGAAAUGGGCACCUUGCGUGACCUCCAGUACGCGCUCCAGGAGAAGAUCGAGGAGCUGCGGCAGAGGGACGCGCUCAUCGACGAGCUGGAGCUGGAGCUCGACCAGAAGGACGAGCUCAUACAGAGGCUGCAGACCGAGCUGGAUAAAUACCGCUCCGUGAUCAAACCGGCAACCCAGGUCGUCAAGCAGAACGAUCUGCACGAGCAGCAGAGGACGAAGAGGCAGGCGAUUUCGGCCGAACCCACAGCCUUCGACAUCCAGGAUCUUAGCCAUGUCACCCUACCUUUCUACCCCAAAAGCCCACAGUCCAAAGACCUGAUCAAGGAGGCCAUCUUGGACAAUGACUUCAUGAAGAACCUGGAGCUGUCGCAGAUUCAAGAGAUCGUGGACUGCAUGUACCCUGUGGAGUAUGGAAAGGACAGCUGCAUCAUUAAGGAGGGCGACGUGGGCUCGCUGGUCUACGUCAUGGAAGACGGGAAGGUGGAGGUGACGAAGGAGAGUCUGAAGCUCUGCACCAUGGGGCCGGGAAAGGUGUUCGGAGAGCUCGCCAUUCUCUACAACUGCACGAGGACUGCCACUGUCAAGACCCUAACAAAUGUCAAGCUGUGGGCCAUCGACCGACAGUGCUUUCAGACGAUCAUGAUGAGGACGGGUCUCAUCAAGCACACAGAGUAUAUGGAGUUUCUGAAAAGCGUUCCCACAUUCCACGGCCUGCAGGAAGAUAUUCUGAGCAAGCUCGCCGAUGUCCUUGAGGAAACGCAUUAUGGAGAUGGAGAGUACAUCAUCAGGCAGGGGGCCAGAGGAGACACCUUCUUCAUCAUCAGCAAGGGAAAGGUUAACGUGACCAGGGAAGACUUGCCAAAUAUAGAGCCUGUCUACCUGCGAAGCCUCGGGAAAGGAGACUGGUUCGGAGAGAAAGCAUUGCAAGGGGAGGACAUAAGGACAGCCAACGUCAUUGCAGCAGAGGCAGUCACCUGUCUAGUCAUCGACAGAGAUUCAUUCAAGCACCUGAUUGGAGGUUUGGAGGAGGUUUCCAGUAAAGGCCAUGAGGAUGCUGAUGCCAAAGCCAAAUACGAAGCGGAGAAUGCAUUUUUCUUCAACCUCAACCUCGCCGACUUCAACAUCAUCGACACUCUGGGAGUUGGUGGAUUUGGCCGCGUUGAGCUGGUUCAGCUCAAGAGCGACGAGAACAAAACCUUCGCAAUGAAGAUCCUGAAGAAGCGGCACAUUGUCGACACGAGGCAGCAGGAGCACAUUCGUUCAGAGAAACUCAUCAUGCAGGAGGCCCACUCUGACUUCAUCGUUAGACUCUACAGAACAUUCAAGGACAGCAAGUACCUCUACAUGUUGAUGGAGGCGUGUUUGGGAGGAGAGCUGUGGACCAUUCUUCGAGACCGGGGUUCAUUUGAGGACUCGACCACCAGGUUUUACACGGCUUGUGUGGUGGAAGCCUUUGCCUACCUGCAUUCCAAAGGAAUCAUCUACAGAGACCUCAAACCAGAGAACCUUAUUUUGGACCACAGAGGAUAUGCCAAACUGGUCGACUUUGGCUUCGCCAAGAAGAUCGGAUUCGGAAAGAAAACGUGGACCUUCUGUGGGACGCCGGAGUAUGUAGCACCAGAGAUCAUUCUGAACAAGGGCCAUGACAUCUCAGCCGACUACUGGUCUCUGGGAAUCCUCAUGUUUGAGCUCUUAACUGGCAGCCCUCCUUUCUCUGGCCCCGACCCCAUGAAAACUUACAACAUCAUCUUGAGAGGAAUCGACAUGAUAGAAUUUCCAAAGAAAAUUACCAAAAAUGCUGGCAACCUAAUUAAAAAGCUAUGCAGGGAUAAUCCUUCUGAACGACUGGGAAACUUGAAAAAUGGUGUCAAAGACAUUCAAAAGCACAAAUGGUUUGAGGGCUUUAACUGGGAGGGCUUGAAGAAGGGAACAUUGACCCCUCCUAUCGUCCCUAAUGUGACAUCAGCCGUGGACACGAGUAACUUUGACAGCUUCCCAGAGGACAUCGAGGACCCGCCUCCCGACGACAACUCCGGCUGGGACGUUGAUUUUUGAAGACCUUCUCUCGACUUAAAACCAAAAGAAACUCUUCUUUUGUUGGCUUGAAGGCCGUCUUGAGGACAUGGUUGGGUUGUAAAAAAAAAAACUGUUUUAAAAAGAAAGAGAGGAUAUGGAAAAGAAGAUAAAUGGAUGGAUGGCAAACCCUCUGGGUCACCGAUAUGCCUUUAUUUCACUGUGGCUCUAGAACAAGCAUUUAUAAUGGGACCGCUGUAGCACUUCUUCAGUGUUUUCUUACACUCAGCUCAAAAGGCAAAGAAAGUGCAGGGAUACACACAUAUACACACAAAUCAGGCUGACAGUGGAGCCAGCUUUUCUCUUUGAAACAGGGAAAGAUGUUUAGCGGGUGGAUGAAUGUUAGAUAAUUGUCUAAGUUUUGGUUUCUAAGAUAAAUAAGAAUUUGAGAAAUGUGGACUGCUCAAAAAAGAUGAUGAUUGCUGAUUGAUUUUCUUUUUUUUUCUGGGUUGUUUUUUUCUUUGCAAUAUUUGGUGAAAAAUGUGGAGAAUCUCAGAUGUCCCUGCAGUUGCUCCCUGGUUUGUGACAUCUCCAAUAGAUCCAUACGCUACAGUUUGCAAGCAAAACUGGUAUCAAGUGCUCAAGACCAACCUGAAUGUCUCGGAUUAUCUUCUGAUUUAACAUCCUUAUGGCGUACUGCAUGCAUGGGACGUGGUAUUUGAAUUUACAUUCACACACAUGACCACACCCAUAAUCAAAUACGUUCUAUGAGAUUAACUUACCGUGAAAAGCACAAACACUGUGCUUUCAGUGGAAAGAGACGUGACUCUUAAAAGUGCCCUGCUUAAUAUUUAAUGAAUCACACACAUUGAACAUCAGCUGGUUAUUCCAUGAAGCAAUCUGUCCUUAUGCACUUAAGACCAUUAACUGAAAGAAAAUAGCGAAACCUAAUUUUAAUUUGAUUGGAUAAAGUGACAUUUUUUUGUUAUUUAAUAUGCUUUUAAUUACUCAUACGAAUGUUUCUCGAUACUUUCUGCAUACAUCUUCAUUUUAUUUUUAAGUCACCCAAAUGCCUCGUCCUCAGUAUGCGCCUGUAUAUUUCUGAAAUAACUGUGAACAAGGUUUUAAUGUCUUCGGUGCUGUUAUUGAUAAAUUAUAGUUAAGCGAUGGUGAAAUGACAGUACUGGCUUUUGUUUUGUAAAGUGUUUCUUUGUGCUCUAUUCCUUUGUGACGUACUUAACUCCCCUCUUUAGAAAAUUGGAGACUUGUGUCCAUUUGUAAAUUUGAGUGAGGAUUUGUUGGAAAUCACUUGACACCAUUUGACAUGUGUGCUACAUGGUAUUCCCGAGGUUUUUAAACAAGUUCAUCCAUGAAUAAAUUAACAAUUCUCGUCUUGAGAGGCAAAAUACCAGAUUCCCAUUUAGACUUAAAUUCAUCUUAUAAAAAUGUCCUCUAAUAGCACAGAAGAAAGAAUGAGGCAGAUUUAUUGUUUUAAACUCACACCCAACUCAUCACUUCUCAUGUCAAAAAAUCAGAGCAUAAAAUCUGCAGAAAUGCAAGUGCCUUAAAUCAAUGGCAUAGAUAAUGAAUGAAGAUCACAAGUCCUAUUUGAUGCUGCAUGAACACAUAUACACCUCAGAAACCUAUGUGUCCUCUUAGAUGGCUGCUUCUCAUCCUUUGGUUAUAUCUAAUAAAUGCAUUAAUCACCAUGGAAAGAUCAUUUUAUUUGAUGGCUGACAAAACUGCAUCAGAAAUACAAUUCCUGCUUUCUGCUUUUUGAUGUCUCUCAACCGGAGCAUUGGUAUUUGAAAUUAUGGAGAACAAAUACCUGAUAUUGCAGCAAUGACAUGCCUGUCUCUACAAUCCCAAAUGGUCUUAAGUAGUCAACCCCAAGUGGCCAAAUUUAAAGUCAACUACGAAUCACUGCUCGGAGGGACCAUCCAUCCGUCACCUGUUUCAGUCCCGAAAGCAUGUAGAGAUGGCAAGAAUGAUUUGCAGAUUGGAACAUUUCACAGGUUGGAAAGCAACAUUCCUUUGCAGUGCUGACAAUCAUUGAUGGUAUGAUGGCAUUUAAUCAUGAUGUAUCGACAUCCAAAUCCUCAUUUUAUUACAGCUUCAAUUCAUAUUUCAUCGCCACUUACAUUUACAUGAUGUAAACCGUGAAAUAAUGUUGAUGCAGAGCUACGAAAUAUUAGUUCUGUGUGUGUACCAUAAGUAUUUUUGCUGUAUUAAGGGCGGUUUAUGUUUAUCACUAAGCCUUAUGUAUGCCAUCACUUUACAAACCACUGGUUUUCAGUCUUUUGUCGACCGCCUUCUGCGAUGUGACCUGAUAUUUGCCUUGUUUUGUGUUGUUUAUUCUGCUGUGAAUUAAGUUUGCAGAGUGCCACCUGUAAGAUUUUUAAAAUUAUAGAGUAAAAACAAUACAUUUUGAGUG